Messenger RNA from Colletotrichum scovillei, 312 nucleotides. RefSeq lists its product as uncharacterized. NCBI's taxonomy places the organism in Eukaryota, Fungi, Ascomycota, Sordariomycetes, Glomerellales, Glomerellaceae. The transcript has a single exon. The record is from RefSeq and is a predicted model, not a curated record. Bases 1 to 312 code for a protein of 103 amino acids.
AUGCACCCAUGCAAGACAUGUUCCGCUACGCAGCGACACACGCGUGAUGCAGAUGUCAUCGACAAGAAGAGUCAACUCAGUCAAGUCUCCGACCUGCGGCAAAGUCUGCAAGACAAGCACAAAGAUGAUGGCCAAGACUGCACGACACCAAGACAUCCAAAUGUCAUCGCUGGCAGUGCUGCAGUGACUGCACCAAUUCGAACAAAGGAACCACCCAUCGACCUUCGCUACGCCUCCUCGCGUGCUGGGCGUGUCUCGCGCCUCUUCUUCCACUUGUCUUUCCACGAAUGCCUUAUUACACUAUCCAGGUAG